This is a messenger RNA of Phyllostomus hastatus (greater spear-nosed bat), 360 nucleotides long. It is a transcript of the gene CUNH9orf57, whose product is annotated as chromosome unknown C9orf57 homolog. The coding region runs from base 1 to 360 and encodes 119 amino acids. The transcript has 3 exons. The record is from RefSeq and is a predicted model, not a curated record. Lineage: Eukaryota; Metazoa; Chordata; Mammalia; Chiroptera; Phyllostomidae.
AUGUCAGAGCACCAGCACCCUGCCACUGCACAGCUGAUACUCCACGGACAUCGGAGGUUGGUGGUUAGUGGUCACAAUCAGUCCAUGCAGCUGACUGGCCUGGUGCUUGCAGAUAUUGGAGGUGUGAUUUGUAGAUCAUGCAACCUUUCACUCCCCUUCCAUGGAUGUCUUUUAGACUUUGGAACCUGCAGAACAAAACCUGGUCAGUACUGUAUAAAACAGAUCCACACUAGAGGUGGAAUUCACUGGUUUUCAGUUAAAGGCUGCACGGAGAGCGGCAAGGAGUGCUUCAGGCGAGUGGUGACACAUCAGAACAGUCAGAUUACUCACUGCUGUUAUCGUCCUAUGUGCAAUCUCUGA